This is a messenger RNA of Myripristis murdjan (pinecone soldierfish), 4039 nucleotides long. It is a transcript of the gene usp49, whose product is annotated as ubiquitin specific peptidase 49. The record is from RefSeq and is a predicted model, not a curated record. The coding region runs from base 330 to 2357 and encodes 675 amino acids. Gene Ontology annotation, biological process: protein deubiquitination. Lineage: Eukaryota; Metazoa; Chordata; Actinopteri; Holocentriformes; Holocentridae. Gene Ontology annotation, molecular function: zinc ion binding; cysteine-type deubiquitinase activity. The transcript has 7 exons.
UGGUCGGCCAAUCAGAGCCGGCCGCUCCGCGUCGGUCCAAUCAGAAGGCUCUGGGCUCGGAGUGAGAGUUCGGUUGUUCAAUCUGAGUGAGUGAGGAGGACAACAAUCAGCUCCGAGUGCACCGUGCAAACGAUGGUGGGGAUGGAUGGUCCUGUGAAUGUCUGUGAGGACAGUGGGCAUGGCUGAUCAGGCUGAAUGUCAUUAAGUUCAUAGCAGAUGUAGUGAUGUAUUGUCCCAAAUCUGAUCAGUCAAACAGGUUUAACAAAUGAGUUGCUGCUUGGCUCUGGGACUUGUGUCCUACUACUGAGGCCACAUGUGUAUCUGGAGAGAUGGAUCGCUGUAAGCACGUGGGGCGCCUUCGUCUUGGCCACGACCAUUCCAUACUCAAUCCACAAAAAUGGCGCUGUGUGGACUGCAGCACCACCGAUUCAGUGUGGGCCUGCCUCAAGUGUUCCCAUGUGGCCUGUGGACGUUUUAUGGAGGAGCACUCACUGAAACACUUUCAGGAGUCGCACCACCCACUAGCUAUGGAGGUGCGGGAGCUGGAUGUGUUCUGCUUUGCCUGUGGAGACUAUGUACUCAAUGAUAAUGCAGAGGGAGACCUCAAACUCCUCAGAGGGGCUCUCUCUACCGUUCGCAGCCCAGGUAGACGCUCACUACGCUCCUCUGCAGGUGGAGAGGGCACCCCAUGGGUCGGGGAAGGCGGGCCACAGCCUGCCAUGCAGUUGGCCUUGCGGCACAGGAGGAAAACGCUCCUGGGCAAGAUGCUUCGCAGGUGGAUGAGCAAACACCAUGAACUGCAGAGUCAGCGUGAGCAGAAACUCGAGGAAGAAAAGGAGGAAGCUAGACGACAAAAGAAGGAAGUGAAAAAGAGACUAAUGGAAGAGCUUAGCAAUGUUCCUCCCAGAAAGAGUGCUAGGCUCCUUACUCAGGCGCCGCGUUCAACCAUCACACUCAUUCCUCGCAAAUUUCGUGACCCUCCAGAACGCCUACCUCCUCCUCCCAAGAAGCCUCCUCUUCUAACCCUGUCCCGUAAGACUCCUCAGAAUGGCAGAGCUGGUAAACUGAGGAGGUACUACUCAACUCAUACACGCAGGAGACUUGCCCCAGGUGUCACUGGUCUGCGCAACUUGGGGAACACGUGCUACAUGAACUCUAUAUUGCAGGUGUUGAGCCACCUGCAGAAAUUCAGGGAGUGUUUUCUCACUUUAGACUUGUGUGAGACUGAGGAGCUGCUGGCCAAGACCAAUCACUCCCAGGGAGUGAAAGGUGUUGUCAGCAGUGGCAGUGCAGCUCUGUCAGGGUGCCCUCUUGGACGCAUGGGUAAGACAGGCUGCAUGGAUUUGCCAGUGGGCAAAAGAGAAAGCGCCCCCCCUUCACUGCAUGCUGCAGAGCUGGUCCAACCCAAGGAGUCUCGCUGCUCUACCCGCCAGCAGAUGUCUCUGUGCCAUGAGUUGCAUACACUUUUCAGGGUCAUGUGGUCAGGCCGAUGGUCUUUGGUGUCUCCCUUCGCCAUGCUGCACUCUGUGUGGAACCUGAUCCCAGCUUUCCGUGGGUAUGACCAGCAGGAUGCCCAGGAGUUCCUGUGUGAGCUGCUGGACAAGGUGCAGCAGGAGCUGGAGACAGAGGGAUCCAAACGCAGGAUAGUCAUCCCCAUCACCCAGAGGAAACUUUCCAAGCAAGUGCUAAAGGUUCUCAACACCAUUUUUCAUGGGCAGCUACUCAGCCAGGUGACCUGUCUGUCCUGUAAGCACAAGUCCAACACAGUUGAGCCAUUCUGGGAUCUGUCUCUGGAAUUUCCAGAGCGUUAUCACAGCAUAGACAAAGGCUCAGGCUCUGCAGCUUACCAGCGCAGUUGUACCCUCACUGAGAUGCUCGCCAAGUUUACGGAGACAGAGGCCCUUGAAGGCAGCAUCUAUGCCUGCAACCACUGCAACAAAAGAAGACGGAAAACAUCCCACAAACCCUUAGUUCUGUCAGAGGCAUGUAAGCAGCUUCUGAUCUACCGUUUACCUCAGGUUCUACGGCUGCACCUCAAACGCUUCAGAUGGUCUGGGCGGAACCAUAGAGAAAAGAUAGGCGUCCAUGUGGCCUUUGACCAGGUUCUGAACAUCAAACCCUACUGCUGCACAGGCUCAGGUCACUCUGUCCAUAGAGGGGGCUACACCUACGACCUGUCUGCUGUAGUUAUGCAUCAUGGUAAAGGCUUUGGCUCAGGGCACUACACCGCAUACUGCUACAAUACAGAAGGAGGUUUCUGGGUCCACUGUAAUGACUCUGAGAUGAACGUUUGCAGUGUGGAGGAAGUGUGCAACACUCAGGCCUAUAUUCUCUUCUAUACCCAGAGGUCCGCCUAGGCCCCUCUCUCUGUGAUGUCGACCUCAACACAAUCACCCAGGGCUGCAUUUAUGAAAAUGUUCUUUGAUGUUUGGCUAGAUUUCAUUAAACAACCACUUGAAAGAAUUUUGAAAAAAAAAAAAAAAAAGACAAUGAGGGCAGUAGGGCAGCCAUACUACGUAGUCAUGGCGUAACAGAAAAUAUUAGAACAUAAUCCAGUUGAGAAAAGCAAUGAAAAUAAUAGGACGCAUGCCUUUUGGUAUGCUGCUAAAGCGCUCAUUAUUACUGAAAUGAUGGACGUCAGGUUCUGCUUAUAGGACAUCAACAUCCCUGUCUCCUAUCUGGUUGUAUCUAAGAACGUUUCAUAAAUGAGGCCACAGGUGUCUCAGCCAAGGCCUGUGAGACUUAGACUGACAUAAGGAUCUGUGGCCUGAAGACUGUGGGAGCAGGUCCAGCUCUUCUCUUCGCCUGCACCAAGUUGUAUGUCCAGGCUCUUAAAAACAAUCAGGCUCUUAUCUGUUGAGUCUGGAGACAACCGGGCGCAUUCCUGUGAGAGCAAGAGGACAUUUUACAUCGACAGGCAACAUUGAUUCUGGAGUGUGAAACAUUUUACACUACAAGGGAGUGCAAUAAUGUUGGUCAAUGAUUGCGUAUAUGUCUUAUAUAUAAAACUAUCCAUUUGAUCCCAGUUAACUACGUUUUUAGGGGAUAUUGUGCAUCUUUUGACAUCAUUGCAUAGUUCCACUCGAUGGAAACGGUUUGGAUUAGGAUAGGAGCCUCAGUAUGGCUGGCUAAAUUUAGCGAUAGUACGGACUACAUUCCAGAAUCCAUGUUGCCUCCUGUUGGGCUUUUUUAAUUCUUGUUAAGUGUCAGCCAAGGACAUUUUAGUACUCAUCCCUGUGUCAUUUGUAUUUCAUGAUGUCCUCUCCUCAAUUGUACUGCUGUGACUGAAUACUGUGUCUUAGGCUUGAGGCCCUGGUCUUGACUGUCAUGAUGAACAGAAAUACAUUUUUUAUGUUUCAUUUCCGUGAAAAAUAAGAAAAAAAGUCUGAGUUUCAGACGCUUUAUUGAUGGAAAGCUGCACUUUUGAGGAGGGGCUAACGUUGUUGGUCCUAUCUUUGUGAUUGUUCAUCUUUUAGCCCCUUUCCAUGGCAGCUCCCCCCUCCCCCUUUACCCCCUCCAGUUUAAUGGUUAGACUAGUCUGGGCCCAGGUUGGAGUAAUUGCACCUCUGUUGAACUUCAGGAGAUCAAAAAUGAGUGAAAGGGCAGACUGCGAUACUGAAGAAUGUGUUUUUGGGAGACUUGGGGCACCCAUUUUAUUCGAGUUGUGCACCUGAAAGCAAUAUAUUGUACAUCUUACAUCUUGACAGGAAAUUAAGAUAAAAUCAGGAAUUCUUCUGCUUGUUAUACAAUGUUUUUUUUCUACUCUGCUGUUUCUAUCAAGGUCUUUAGAAUUUGCUAGGUAAUCAAGAAAAACUGUUGCUGUGUUUGAUAUGAGUCAAAUGCAAAAUUCAUUUGUGAACUCCAUGUAAAAGUUGGAACAAUCUAAUGACGAUGAAUGUCUUACUUUUUAGUGGUCAGGUACGGCCCUGCCACUGGCUCUGAUCUCCUUGAGUUUUGUCUUGUACUGUAAGAAUACCUGUCAUAAAUGUAAUGGUCAUAUGGGUUUUGCCUGACAGUAAUUAUUAAAGACAAAACAAAA